This is a messenger RNA of Aphanomyces invadans, 621 nucleotides long. RefSeq lists its product as hypothetical. The record is from RefSeq and is a predicted model, not a curated record. The coding region runs from base 78 to 596 and encodes 172 amino acids. The transcript has 2 exons. Lineage: Eukaryota; Oomycota; Saprolegniomycetes; Saprolegniales; Verrucalvaceae.
UGCCGUUGCACCAACACCCGACAAGCGACCUGGGACCAGCGUGCCGCUCCAGCGAGACUUCCGUCGCUGCCCUAGACAUGACCACCCGUCCUAUGCGCUUAGUAGACUCCUCGUCAAUGUGGGAAUGGGCAGCAUCCCAGCCAGGCUUUGUGGCCGCGCAGUUGGCCCAUCCAUCUUUCCUCACUCCUCUCGAAAGAUGGUACUUUGAAGCAAGGACGAUUGCAUCGCAGUCGUCUUGCUGCUCGUCCAUUUCCCCAGCCAGCACCGAUGACUUGGACAUCGACUGCUUUGACAUGCACUACGCUCAGAACCUGUCCGCUGUCGACAAGCACGCGCAAAGAGCUAUCUAUGGACGACACAGGAAUCGAUCGGCACCCGUCGACGAGUGUUUUUGGUUCAAAACGAUGUGCAAGGGCCAAGUGCGGCACGUGUCUUGCAGCCGAUCGAGCGAUGAAACGUUAGUGGCAAGCGACAUCCGCCUGGACCCAAGCAAGUGCAACGACAUUGCCACCUUGCUCCACGGUCCGUUCAGUGCGCUGCUCGUGCAUAUUUGGAAACCAGAGAGCCAUCGCGGCACGACGCAGACGACACAAUAAGUCCAUUUUUCAGUUGGUUCAUUAC